CGCUUCCCCCCUUUCCCUCCCCUCCCCCUCACCACCCCAACCCCGAAAUAUCCCCCAAUUCCGACGCGACCGCGAAACCCUAGUCCCCCGGCAAUCUUCGCUGGACCCGGAGAGCCGCUCCGGCGCCAUGGCAUCCCCGGAAGGAUCAAACUGGGUAUUCGACUGCCCCCUCAUGGACGAUCUUGCUGCCGCCGACUUCGCCGCGGCACCCGCAGGAGGCUUCUACUGGACCCCGCCGAUGCAGCCGCAGAUGCACACUCUUGCGCAGGCCGUCUCCGCCACACCGGCUCCCAAUCCCUGUGCUGAAAUCAAUAGCUCUGUUUCGGUGUGCUGGGACCAUGCCAAAGGACAACUGAAAAAUAAACGUCCUAGGUCAGAAACUGGUGCUCAACCUAGCUCCAAAGCAUGCAGGGAGAAAGUGAGAAGGGACAAGCUAAACGAGAGGUUCUUGGAAUUGAGUGCUGUCUUGGAUCCGGGGAAAACACCUAAAAUCGACAAAUGUGCUAUAUUAAAUGAUGCUAUCCGUGCGGUAACUGAAUUGCGUAGUGAGGCAGAGAAGUUGAAGGAUUCAAACGACUCUCUCCAAGAGAAGAUUAGAGAGCUAAAGGCUGAGAAGAAUGAGCUGCGAGAUGAGAAGCAAAAGUUGAAGGCGGAGAAAGAGAGCCUGGAGCAGCAGAUUAAGUUCAUGAAUGCACGUCAGAGCCUCGUACCACACCCUUCUGUCAUCCCAGCUGCUGCAUUCGCUGCCGCCCAAGGCCAAGCGGCAGGGCACAAGCUGAUGAUGCCUGUAAUGAGCUACCCAGGAUUUCCCAUGUGGCAGUUCAUGCCGCCUUCAGAUGUUGAUACCUCGGAUGACCCCAAGUCAUGCCCUCCGGUUGCAUAAGCCAGCAAAAAUCAUUUGCCUCAUCUAUCUCAUGGGGAAGGAUGGCUAAAAAGCCUUCCGUUAAAGUAUAUCUUACUAGUCGUCAGUGUUACUCCCUCCGUCCCAUAAUGUAAGACGUUUUUUGACACUAGUGUAGUGUUGAAAAACGUCUUACAUUAUGGGACGGAGGGAGUACUAUGCAGAAGCCGUUUAGUGUUAUAUAUGUAGUUAAACCAAGAACCGAACUGAAGCGUCGUCGUUGUAUCACCCGUGGACAUUUGAUUAUCUUGUGACACCGUUGUAUAUUGUUAGUAAAUAAAUACCAUCCGUUGAAGCAAAUGGCGCUUGGACGCCAUAGCAUUAUCGGCUUGUUACUUUGUUUGACA
Triticum dicoccoides is the source of this 1248-nucleotide messenger RNA. Its product is annotated as transcription factor ILR3-like. Gene Ontology annotation, molecular function: DNA-binding transcription factor activity; protein dimerization activity. The transcript has 5 exons. NCBI's taxonomy places the organism in Eukaryota, Viridiplantae, Streptophyta, Magnoliopsida, Poales, Poaceae. The record is from RefSeq and is a predicted model, not a curated record. Bases 128 to 883 code for a protein of 251 amino acids. Gene Ontology annotation, biological process: intracellular iron ion homeostasis; regulation of DNA-templated transcription.